Sitophilus oryzae (rice weevil) is the source of this 1777-nucleotide messenger RNA. Its product is annotated as cystathionine beta-synthase-like. Gene Ontology annotation, molecular function: cystathionine beta-synthase activity; cysteine synthase activity. The transcript is spliced from 12 exons. Gene Ontology annotation, cellular component: cytoplasm. Bases 168 to 1733 code for a protein of 521 amino acids. Lineage: Eukaryota; Metazoa; Arthropoda; Insecta; Coleoptera; Curculionidae. The record is from RefSeq and is a predicted model, not a curated record.
UAAAGUAGUGUAUGCGUGGAAUAGAGAUAAAUAUCACUCCAGCUAUCUACAUAUAUAGUCUCGUUUGGCAAGCCAGAGUCAGUAAGUUGUGUGUCGUGUCACAGUAGCAACACUUUGGCUCUAUAUGUUGUUGUCAGAUUUGUGGGAAUAAAUUUUGAUAGAUAAUAAUGGCGCAUGUUCCUCCCAAUGAACUGAUUUUCAUAUCGCCAUCGAACGAUAAGGUAUUCCAUCAACCAGGAGAACCCAUCAAAUGUAAAUGGAGGGAAUCUCUUACAACACACAUUCCAUCCCCACAUUGUUCUCAUGACUGGAAGCAAAAGUAUCCAAAGUUAGUUUUCCCAGAUGUUCUUUCCAUGAUCGGCAAUACUCCAAUGGUAAAGUUAAACAACAUACCUAAAAGUGCCGGUGUGGAAUGUAAUAUAUACGCAAAAUGUGAAUUUGUUAAUCCCGGUGGAUCGGUAAAAGACAGAAUGGUAAAAAGAAUAUUCGAAGAUGCUGAAAGACAAGGACUAAUCAAGCCUGGAAUGACUAUCAUAGAGCAAUCGUCAGGAAAUACUGGUAUUGCGGUCGCACUAAUCUGUGCUCUAAAGGGCUACAAAUGCAUAAUUGUGAUGUCAGAGAAAAUAUCCGGCGAAAAAGAAGCAGUGAUAACUUCUUUGGGAGCCAGCGUAGUUCGAUGUCCAGUCAACGCCCCCCUUGAUGCUCCCGAUGGAAUGUGGGGUGCUGCCCAUCGAUUACGUAAUGAAAUUCCGAACUCCUUCAUAUUCGAUCAAUUUUCUCAUCCUGGGAAUCCCCUCACGCACUACGAUACAACAGCGCUGGAAAUUCUGGACCAACUCGAUAACAAAGUCGACAUGAUUGUGUUUGGUGGUGGUACCGGUGGUACAGUAACUGGAAUAGGCCGUAAAUUUAGAGAAGUUUCACCUCACACAAAACUAGUAGGAUUCGAUCCAGUAGGAUCAAAGUAUGCAUGUCCGGCAAGUCUUAACGAAACUGACGUCACGUUUUUUGAAAUUGAAGGAAUUGGAUAUACAGUAGUUCCGCCAACAUUGGAUCAAGGUGUUAUGGAUUAUUGGAUCAAAACCACCGAUUUAGAAGCAUUGCCUAUGUGUAGAAGACUGAUGCGCGAAGAAGGUUUAUUAGUAGGCAUGAGCAGUGGAGCUGCUUUAGUUGCCGCCCUCAAGGCUGCCAAAGGACUAAAAAAGGGCCAAAACUGCGUCAUAAUGCUUCCGGAUAGUAUUAGAAACUACAUGACAAAAUUUGUGUCCGAUCGUUGGAUGGACGCCAAAGGAUACCAACCGUGCGAAAAUAAAUACAACGUUUGGUGGUGGAAUCAGAAAGUGUCAGACAUAAAAUACAACACUCCUCUUAUUGUAAACACUACUGAUUCUCUGGAAAAAGCUUUGAAUUUAUUACAAUCACAAAAACGGAACGAAGCGGCAGUUGUAGAAUCCAACAGAAAUCUAGUAGGCACAGUAGACAUUCCAACCAUACAAAACAAAAUCCUAUCGCAAACCCUUAAACCUAGCGAUCCAGUUGACAGGUGUACUAGCAGAAUUUUGCCAAAAUUGACAAAAGAUUCGAUUUUAGGCAGAGCCUAUCGCAUAAUUGAGAACGACCACUUUGCGAUUGUAAUCGAAACCACUGGUAGUGGUGGUAAUAAAAUUGAAACACCGAUAGGCGUGAUAUACGGAGAAGAUAUAUUCAAUUAUGCUGCUACAAAACAGAAUUAAUUUUAUUAUACAUUUUUUUUAAUAAAAAUGAAAGUAAAAAUAUG